AUGGAGAUGGAAAAUGACGUGACGAGAAAUUCUGCUCCCUUCGGGCCAGCUGAAAUGGAGCAGGUGUCGAAGAUUGCAGGCUUCCGGGUGGAAAGAUCCAAAGCCUAUGUAUGGGCCUUGAGAGACUGCAAGUUUCUUGUCUACGACGAUACGGACGAGACGCCCGAUUUCAGCGGCAAAGGCAAGGAGAAGGCAAUUGGCCAUUCCCAACACCGUCACGAGGAGGACUCAUCCGUGGGUAGGGGGGACAUGUGCGAAAUUUGCUCCUCCUGUCCAGAGUUUCCUCAUGACAAGAAGGCGCGGAAAUUCCGCCUUUACAAACCAAGAGAAGCCUUCCCCGACCUCGAAUUCGGAUUAAACGAAAACUGCCAUCAUUUUGUUGCGGUUUCCUACUGUUGGCCAGUUCCCGAAAUCGACGAUGAAGGCCAGAUCAUCCAAGAAGAGCGGCACUACCAAGUUCGCGACCUGGAUGGGAAUAUUCGGGCAAAUCGCGCCCUGGACGAUGUCAUUGACCGCGCUGUUGACGUAGCCAACAGUUUCGGCCUUCGGAUGAUAUGGAUUGACCAGGAAUGCUUGCCGCAGCCCACCGAGGGCAGCUCUCAGCGAGACUGGGACGAGCAGCAGAUCGGUGUCCAAGCAAUGGACAUUCUCUAUAGCCGCGCCAUGGUCACUGCAGCUUUUCACUCCUUGGAGCUGACGAGCCAAGCGCAAGUGGACGCCAUCCGGUUUGCCAUCGACCGCGAUGAAGGACAGGGAGGCAUGCAUUCUUUCACUCAUAUCCUUGAUUUCCUCGACGACGUCUCGCGCGAUCGCUACUAUGAACGUGCUUGGGUCGUCCAAGAGUCAUUGAGUGCGGGUAACCGUCUGUUUCUUGUCUUCCGGCGGGCGCCUGGUAUUAAUUACCCAUCCUCCUUCCGCGUUGGCCGUAGAGGUUUCCGCGCUCCUUAUCACUCCCUAGAUGAAGGAGUCCGCGAAAUGCAAUCUGAAGUUCUUUGCAUGGGUGUCCAACAGUUCCGAAAUAUCGUGGAGGAGGCAAAAACAGUAGUCGAGCGCAAUUCCUUCCAGGAAUCGCAGACAGCCGUACGGUUCGGCGGCACGGUGUCCCCUGAUGCCGCAAUUGUCCAAAAGGUGCAGAAUUUACACCCGGCAGUGAUUCAGGGCAACAGUCUCCCGUCUCAGAUCAGCUUAUUCUACGACAGUGGCAUGGCUAGGAGGGACAGAAUCGAUGCUGCCGGAGCACUUACACUGCUAAGAACGCGAGGGUGCCGAGACGUCAAGGACCGCAUUGCCAUCAUGGCCAACAUGUGCGGGUACGAGACUCGCCUGGAUACAAACGCCGUGGAAGAGCAUUGCAAGUCCCUCCGUAUCGCUCUGCUCACCCUCUCAAUUCUCAACGGAGAUUUCUCCCUCUUGGUGCCUGAAGUCUACGCGCCCUGGGGAGACGUAACGUAUGUCCCUCAAGUUGAAGAACCCCGAGAGAGCCCGAACUGGCUUACUCCAUUUGACACGCGGACUUCUGAAGCAGACUACACGAAGAUCCAACGGAUUGUUGGAACACGGUUCAAACCGUACACGAAACCGUCCGCCGUCUUUGACUUCCCCGCCUACCUCUGGGUCGUGGAGGAUUUGAUUGACCUCACCCCAGUACAAGAACAGUGGGCAGAGGAGUGGGCAAGGCUCAAGUGUAUAUCUAUGGUGUUCAAUGGUCCAGCAAAGGGGGAAUCAAGCGAUUCUUAUCUAUCUCGCCGCCAGCAGAUCACCGCCCACUUUUCCCAUUCAAAUAUCAUAGUCAGGGCAAACCUUGAGAUAAUGAAGACAGGCUACUUGUCCCCAGAAUCAGAUAUUUGGAACGGCAUGGAUAGCUCGGGCGUUGAGGUCAUCCCGAGUCUGCUCGCGGAGCGUGUGGAGAACGAACCACUGAAACAGCACUCCAUCGGCAGAAUCUUCUUCGGCAUCUUGCGGUGUUUAUUGGAUCAAGCUGACUCUGAUCCCAACGCCAUCGGUGUCGCCAACAGUAUAUGGCAGUCGAUGCGAGUAGAUUCUCUUGAUGGGGAGAACAAGCAUCCAGAUCUCCCGGAUGAGGUUUCUGAAGCCCUGUUCAGUCACCCCGAUGUUGUCGCACAUCCUUUUGAUACAUUGCAGUUUGAUCGCAGCCCUGAUGGCCAAUACCACCAGGUGUGGCUAUUUGACCGUAUCAUGUCGCUGGGCUUUCUCUGGGUUGGCCGUUAUCAGCGUAGCACCAACCCUAGCACCUUGACACUCGAACGACCCGACUCCGAGCCCGAAGAUGACUCUGAAGCUGCCAAUGCGGUUGAGGAUCUCACAUCUAUUUCCGGUGAGAUGUCCUCGCUUACGAUUCGUGAAAAGCCAGCAACGGAACCGAAGCCAAAGAAGGAGAAGAAAGAAAUGGACUCCUCCAUCCAGGGUCGACAGCUCCGUCGGCAAAUUCUGGCCAUGAUGCUCGAGAACAGCCUUCUGUCUCCCAUCUUAUCGGGCGAGGAUAAAGAGGGCUAUCCCGAUAUCAACAUCAGUUCCUUUUCUAGUUUUGCCAUCAUUGCAGGCGAGCGAGUGUUUGAAUUCGCAGAGGAGCAGAAGCGCGUCCAAACUCUCAGGUCCGUCUUUGACGUCGACGGGCCCUGUACGAUAGCGACUCUGUACAAUUCGGAUUGGGAGGUGCUACCCCAUAGAGACUUGAGGAGCAUGACUGUAUGCUGGGUUGUGGAAAAGGAAGGUGAUGAUGAUGGCCUGCCGGAGUUGAAGGCAAUUGAAGAGGAAGAUAUCGUUGAACCGAUAGAGGAUAAUGAGCUGUUGGACCGUCUUAGGAAGCAUUACGAUGAAGAGGAUCGUAGGUAUAGGGUCACUACAAAGGUCAAAGGCAUGUGGCAAAUGAUGGACUUCCCAUCUCAGUCAUAUACAUUUGGGUAG
Molecule: messenger RNA, 2925 nt
Organism: Clonostachys rhizophaga
Lineage: Eukaryota; Fungi; Ascomycota; Sordariomycetes; Hypocreales; Bionectriaceae
Source: the annotation of a GenBank genome assembly